Leopardus geoffroyi (Geoffroy's cat) is the source of this 13483-nucleotide messenger RNA. RefSeq names its product RALY heterogeneous nuclear ribonucleoprotein (gene RALY). Gene Ontology annotation, molecular function: RNA binding. Lineage: Eukaryota; Metazoa; Chordata; Mammalia; Carnivora; Felidae. Bases 594 to 1838 code for a protein of 414 amino acids. The record is from RefSeq and is a predicted model, not a curated record. The transcript is spliced from 10 exons. Gene Ontology annotation, cellular component: nucleus.
UGCGGACUCAGCGCUUGGGUCUCGGUGUCCUUUCCUGGAGAAAGAGGCAGGGGCGUGGAGGGAAGGCCCAGGGCCAGGGCUGGAGCGGCGGGUGGGGCCAAGCUUAGGGAAACCGUUCAGGGCACCCCCACUCCCGCGCGCUUCAGUGGUGCCGGCCGAGGGAAGGACUCGCGGCUGCGGGGCUCGCGCCGCUGUCAGUGCGGCGGGGCGCGCGAGCGGCGCGGGCGCGGGGCGGGCUGAGCCGGGAGAAGCUGAGGGGGCGGUAGCGGCGGCUGGGGCGACUCCCGCGCGUGUGCUCAGCUCCUCACGCCGCGGCCGGAGCCGCCUUCUUCCUCCUUCGCUCCCUCCCUUCCGCCCCCGAGUGCGGCGGCACCGCCUCCUUCCGCGCUGCGCGGCUUCCUCCAGACCUCUUGGCGCGGGUGAGCCCUAUUCCCAAAGGCAGCUGGUGCUGACCCUGUAACCCAAAAGAGGAAAUUGAAGGCUGGCUUAGUAAUCUGGUUUCUAAACUCCCAUAAGAUUCAAAGCAGCAUAUCAAAAAGGGGGGAAGAGCUGCUAUAUUAACAGCUAGAGGAGAGAGCUGAAAGGUGGCCACCAUGUCCUUGAAGAUCCAGACAAGCAACGUAACCAACAAGAAUGACCCCAAGUCUAUCAAUUCUCGAGUCUUCAUCGGAAACCUCAACACAGCUGUGGUGAAGAAGUCAGAUGUAGAGACCAUCUUCUCCAAGUAUGGCCGUGUAGCCGGCUGUUCUGUGCACAAAGGUUAUGCCUUUGUCCAGUAUGCCAACGAGCGUCAUGCCCGGGCAGCUGUGCUGGGAGAGAAUGGGCGGGUGCUGGCCGGGCAGACCCUGGAUAUCAACAUGGCUGGAGAGCCCAAGCCCAACAGACCCAAGGGACUAAAGAGAGCAGCAUCUGCCAUAUACAGUGGCUACAGCUUUGACUAUGAUUACUACCGGGACGACUUCUACGACAGGCUCUUCGACUAUCGGGGCCGCCUGUCACCUGUGCCAGUGCCCAGGGCAGUCCCUGUGAAGCGACCCCGGGUCACAGUCCCCUUGGUCCGACGUGUCAAAACCACCAUACCUGUCAAGCUCUUUGCCCGCUCCACAGCCAUUACCACCAGCUCAGCCAAGAUCAAGUUAAAGAGCAGUGAACUGCAGACCAUCAAGACAGAGCUGACGCAGAUCAAGUCCAACAUCGAUGCUCUGCUGGGCCGCUUGGAGCAGAUUGCCGAGGAGCAGAAGGCCAACCCAGAUGGCAAGAAGAAGGGUGACAGCGGCAGUGCCAGUGCCAGUGCCAGUGGCAGUGGCAGUGGUGGGGGCAGUAGUGGUGGCAGCAGCCGGCCACCAGCCCCCCAAGAGGACACGGCUUCUGAGGCAGGCACGCCCCAGGGAGAAGCACAGGCUCGAGACGACGGCGAUGAGGAGGGGCUGCUGACACACAGCGAGGAAGAGCUGCCUGACAGGAGCAACGGCCAGCGGCAGGAGAAGGGCGUGCACUGUAUCAGGCCUCAUGUUGGGCACUCACCCCUGGAUACCACCCUCAGCGGGUCCCAGGAGAGCUGGCAGCAGGCACCUCCUCCCCCACACGUCCCAGCCACUGCCACAUCCUCUGCAGGUGCAGUUAUCGGCCUCCCCUCCCCAUGCACCCUCCCUGUUGGCACCGCCCAGGCCAGAGGACAGAGGUUUCCCUAUACUCUACCUCCCCUCCCAGGACACUCCCAGGCUUGGGGUUUUUCUAUAGGUUUGGAGAGGGGAGGGUCACGGGGAGGGUACCCUGACAAUAAAGAGAUUGGAUCCCAACUUGCUCUGAGAUGGGAUGGUUUGUAUUUAUUUUCUUAAGGUACCCUAGUCGUCCUGCCCAGCCAGAGUCUGGUCUAGUCUGCUUCAUGCCAAGAGUCUAGUCUGGUUUGCUUUACCCUGUUCUUUUUCCUCUUUCACUUCUCCCGGUUAGGGAGCAUUGUCUCGGGUGCAUACUGCUGGGCUGUCUAGGCCUUAGUUUCCACAGCUAAAAUGGAAAUAGAAAUGGCCAGUAGGGUUCUUGGGGGAUGUCAGAUGUCCCAGUGCCCAAGAGAAUACUUUGGUGGCUGAAGUGCCAAGCAAUUAUGAGCUACUUGGUUAGGCAGUGGUAGGUUCAGGUCUUAGCUUCUCAUUUAGUCUGGUCUUUCCCAGCUUUAAGAUGAUUCUGGAAACUGCCUCGUCCUCUCUUCUCUGUCCUAGUUUAGGAUGCUGUGUUUUUUCACUUGGGCUCUGUCUUCUCACCAGCUUCCCAGUCUCUGGCUUCUCCCUGCCCCAUUUCCCACUAGCCACUAUGGUGCUUUUUCUGAGUCAUGUCCCUUCCCUGUAAAACCCUUACCUGACAGCUCACCAUUGGGACAAAACUCCCAACUCCUGUACAUGAUCCUGUAUACUUUGGCCUCUCCUGUCUUUUGUCACCUACCCCACACAAAACAAGCCCUUCCCUCUCAUAGGCAGCAAGUCAUAGAGCCUCACUCCCAUUAACCUCAAGCAUUAGGAAGUUGGCAUCAGGAUACCUGUGGCUUCCCUGUACCUAUUCUGGGCUGCCUGUCUAGAUGUUUGCUUUGUUCUCUGACAACUGACAGUGUUCCUUCAAAUUUCCUCUUCUGUCCUAAUUUUACUCCACAAGUUGACGAAUUUCCCUGCGUUCAAAUUCCUAGGAGAGGAUCACCUGCCACAGCGGAUCUUUUUGAUUCACUCAUAGGUUAUAUAAGUACCCUCCCCAGUCCUGUGAACCUGGUGACAAAGGUGUGGUCAGUUAGUCUGGUCUCUCUGGUGUGGGGCUUUGGUGGGCAGACACCCAGAAACGUGCUUUGCUCCUGGUCUGGCACGUACUCUUGCUCCUUUCUCCAUCUGAGAGAUACCCACUCAUUAUUAAGCUGCUGUUCCAGUGUCAGGCACCUCUGAGAAGUCUUCCUUCUCAGCUUACUGCUCUUCAAAAAUUGUUCAUUCUCUCUUCUAGACAAACUUUCCCAACACCGAGAAUUCGGUCCCAUCAUCAGAAAGGGGUUUGGGCUCUCCAGUCGUCUUUGCAUGUUCCUCAGAGUGUCAGGCCUGCUGGAAUUCUUGUUAAAAAUCCCAUUUCAGACCAACUGUUCUACAACAGUCUCCAUCAAACUUUCCCCAGACUUUGGCCCCAGGUUUUGGUGGAGGCUAGAGGCUGGGCUCGAGACAGUGCUCAAGCUAGGCCACCCUGGGUAUGGAAUCACCCAGGGAAGUUUUUGUUGUCUCUUGUCUCCCUCCCUGGGCAGCCUCUCCUGCCUGUCAUUGGCCGGCUAGCAGUCUGAAGCCUGAGUGUGGCUCUGCAUUCCCAAGCUGUGCAGGGGCCUGAUUAACCCGCCCUUGAGGCAGCCCAAGUUCUGGACCCACAGCUGAGCCAAAUGCCCCCAUCCUCGCUUAGCCAUUGCCUCAUAAUGUGAUGUGGAGCAAAGUUUCUGCCUUUUUGGCGCUUUAGCUCCACAAGUGGGCUCACAGUCCCCAUAUGUGUGCCUGUCAGGGACCCUGGGCAGCAGGGGGAGAGAGGGUAGAGGCUGAGGCCUUAGUGGACUUAACACUGAGGGCUGGCACCGUGUUCCUGAGUCUCCAGAGCCUAGUGCUCUGUGCCCCUUGCACUGUAAUAACAUUUUCGGAUUCUAUAUGGCCAUACUCAAUAGUGACUGAGGCACUCACUUUUCAGGUUUGGGGUCAGGUAGAAUAGGAGGGGCUGUGAGCUUCUGUAGUAUGCUAGGCAGAAGAGCAGGGAAAAUCCCUUCCAGGGCAGGAAAUGUCUGCCCUAUGCAGAGGCCCUGCCUAAUCACCCUAGCACCAGGACGUCCUAGACAGAUGGAGAUCCCCAUCCUGGCAUCCCACAAAAGGCCCUAAACUACUUAGCCCCUGGGAAGAUUUGAGUGGGAAAUUCACAUCCACAAAACCCUGCUGCAUACAUCUGCCCAGUCCUCUCUCAUUCCGUUGCUCAUCGGUUUUCAUUUAUCUGUUCAACCUCUGAAAACCAAAAGGAGAUGAGGAAGAAAUAGGAUACCAGAUUCUACCCAAAGGGCUAUGAUUCCAUAGAUAUUUUGAAGAUCUGAAGCCUCAUUUGUGAUCCUGGCAGCUGUUGAAGGAAUUAUCACAACCAGUGGUUUUACUGGCUUUCCUCCCUGUACUGCUGCCAAUAAAGUUUGUGAUGCAGGGCGAGUCUUAUUCCUUGCUAGGUCUCCCGUUUCCUCAUCUGUGCAAGGGGUUGGCCUAGAUCAGGGAUAGUAAAUGGGCCUCUUAUCAUCAGUUAACUUGUAUAACAAGCCCAAAAUGUAGUAACUUUAAUAAACAUUUAUUACCUUCUGAUUCAGUGGCUUGGAAAUUUGGGCUGCACUCAGCUGGGCAGUUCUCCUUAUCUCAUCUGGGCUAUGAUAUGGCUGAAGUGAGCUGGCAGAUUGGCUGGGGGGCCAUGGGUCCCAGAUAAUCUCAUCCACUUGUUAAGGAGUUGGCUGGGCAGCAGGGCAAGUGGGCCACAUGUACCCAGAAUCUAGCAGGCAGACCAGGUAAGCUCCAGUGUACAAGUGCUCUUCCAAGUUCUUGCCCAUGGCAUGUUUUCGAGGUUCUUUUGGUCAAAGCAAGUCACAUGGCUAAGUCCAAACUCUUAAUUUGAGGAGUCUCAAAAUAUGGCCCAAUUUUGUUUUUAAUCUCUCUCAGGCCUCGUUUCAUGUGCUGACUCAGAAUGUUUUUAGUAGCAGCUACUGGAAUGCUUUUUGAGGAUUUGGAGUUUUUAGAUAGCUAGGAAAUAGUAACAUGAUGAUUUGGGGGGUUUUUUUGUUUUUUGCUUUUUUUUUUUUAUGGAUGAGGAGUUGAAAUGAGAGUACGUGAGUGUCCAUUCAGUAUUAGCCAGGCCUGGCCAGGUCAUCUCUAAUCCUAUCAGGACAUUAUACACUCUACAGUGGACCAUCUGACAAGACCACAGAAAUAUGGAGUGUAAAGCUGGGCAAGAUUCUGAUCUAGGUUUCCUGGGUUUGAAUUCCAGUUCGACCAUUGAUUAACUUUGGGCAAAUAAAAAUCCCUAUAGCCAUGGCCACAUUCUUUAUAAUAAGAUUAUUCUAUAAUAACAGUAAAUAAAACUUGUGAAUAUGUGCUGUGUAAAAGGCACAUUUUACAUUUAUUUAAUCUCUAUAACCACCUUUUAGGUGGAUGUAAUAUGAACUUUCUGUUACAAGUUGUAGAAACUGGACUCAAAUGUGCUUAAGCAGGGGGAAGUUUACUGUUUCACCAAUUUAAAGUUCCAGAUACAGUUAUGCAGACCCAGUGGAUGCAGGGCUUCAAGAGUUGUCAUCAGGAAUGUAUUUCUUUAUUCUUCAGCUUGGUCUCCUCUCUUAGCAUUGUUCUCAGGUUCUAAGUGGUGGCAGAGCAUGGCCACAGGGCCUAUGAGUGUGGACAGGGAAAGGGAAGAAUCCCCAAAAGGAAAAGAGGAGUUCUGCUAGAAGAAGGGAAGUUUGGCAUGACAAAAAUAACAGGUCUUCAUUGUGCAGUUAUGUCCAUCUUACAGAUUUUAUAGUUGCGGAGGUUCUAAAACUUAGCCCCAUUGACAGCUGGUAUUUCUGUCCUCUCCCCUUUAUCUGGACUCUAAUCAGUAGGAUACAGUGAUGGUGAUGCUAGGCCAGUCUCACAGUUGUGUUAAGAACUAGUAGUUUCUACUUCUGUGUCUUGAGACCCGGCCACCAUGCUGUGAAGCCCAGGCCACAUGGAGAAGCCUGACAUGACAGCCCUAAGUUCCAGCUGAUAACCAGUAUCAGCUGUCGCUGUCAGACAUGAAUGAGGAAGCCUUCAGGAUGACUCCAGCCCAGCCACUGACUGAGAACCAAGACAGAACUGCCUAGCUGAGGCCUGUCAAAGUCCAGCACCAUGAAGGAUAAUAAUCAGUGAUCAUCAUUUUAAGUUAAGUUUUAGAGUGAUUUGUUAUAUAUCAUAAGUAGAUAAUCUGAACACAAACUGAGGCUCAAAAGUUAAGUAGUUUGCUCUACUUUAGGGGGACGGGGCAAAAAUAUAGACUUUGUGUUAUUGAGUUCCAGUGCAGGUUAUUUGCUGUAUACCUUAGACAAGUCAGUUAACCUCUCUGAGCCUCAUCUUCCUCAUCUGAAAAGUGGAAAAGAGCACACUGUUAUUAUGACAAUACCUAAUGAGUUCACUUAUCACCUAAUCCAGAUUAGGUGAUUUUUCUCUUAAAAAAAUAACAGACCAUAAUUUUCUUUUCUCUUAUUUUUAUAUUCACCCUUUCCCAAAGUGUAUUUCAGUAUGUAUGUAAUAUUUAAUUUCUAAUUAAAUAUUAGAUAUAAACAUUAAAUAGAAUAUUAUAAAAAGGAGACAAAGGAAGAUAAUAACAAGAAGGCUUUUCCCCCUACAUCUAAGAGUUACUGCAGUCAAGAGCAGUGUGUCCAUCUGGUCACUAAGCCUGUGGGGCAAGCCCAGCUGGCCCUCCUGCAUGUAUGGAUGGAUGGACACGAUACCUGCUUCCUCUGACUGGUGAGUGGACCCCUGGUGCACACAUACCCCUCCCUGAAUCCCUGCCUCAGUCUACCUCCUGAGGGAGCCAAGAUGAUCAGGGUCUCCUCAUAAAAAAGGUGCAGCAGCCAGGGCUUAUUUGGGCAAGUACAUGGGUUUGGCUUUUCCAGGUGCACAGAACACAGGGUCACCCAGUCCCACUUUCUGACAUGGACCCCAUUUCUUGUCCACAUCCUAGUGCCUUCUAACAAUAAGCCCCCUUUUACCUCUAAAACCUACCUGCCGUUUCUCCUCUACCCCCUGCCCACCCCAGUGUUCAGUUCCAUGACCACACAGGGAGCUAUCUUAAGGCCAGAGACUGUCUCAUUCAUUCUUGCUAAGGGUUUUAAAAAGAGUUUUAAAAUCGGAUGUGUAGCUUAGUCAAAUAACUAUGGAGCAUAUGCAAACAAUUCAAUCCAGUAUCUACCUUUGUGGGUUUUUUUUUUUUUUUAACUUUAUUAAAAAAAUUUUUUUUUGAUUGUUUAUUUUUGAGAGAGCAUGAGCAGGGGAGGAGCAGAGAGAGGGAGACACAGAAUCUGACCCAGGCUCCAGGCUCUGAGCUGUCGGCACAGAGCCAAACACAGGGAUUAACUCACAAACUGUGAGCCAAGGUUGCUUAACUGAACCACCCAGGAGCCCCUAUUUAUUUUUUUUAAGUAAUCUCCACACCCAACGUGGGUCUUGAAGCUAUGGCUCUGAGAUUAAGUCACUGAGCCAGCCAGGAGCCCCUACCUUUGUGUUCUUAAUUAUACGUCGCUUAUCCCCCACUGCCCCCCCCUCCCCCCGCAGCAUUGGACUUUAGAAAGAGGGAUAUAACAUAUAUAUGUAUAUAUGUUUGCAUUUCUGGGUGCUCUAGUUCUUGAACAUGGAUCACAUUAUUUAACUCUCAGAAUAAUCCCUUAGAGCUGGAGAUACUCCUUUCAUGUUACAGGUUUGGGAAAUCAUGAACUUUGGUUGAAUAGUUUGCCAAAUAACAUGUCCCCUGGGAAGAGGGGAAGGCAGGAUGCACACCUGGGCAGUCCUUUCCCACAUGCCCUGUUGCAACCUGACUCUGAAAUUUCUCUCCUGAUUCUUGUGACGGCACGCUCUCCUGGCUUUCUCCUCCUCCUUUGUACUCUGCUCCUUCUUCUUCUUCUUAUGCGUACCUCUCUACCCUCUUUUUCUAUACAGCUUCCUGGCUAACCAAACCAAUGGCUUCAGACUCCACAGUAAUGCCUCCCUAUCUCCAUCUCUAACUCAGUGCUCCCCAAGAGCAUCACAGUCCAGGCCUGCCCUGCCCAGCUACGAGUCUUUUUCUUUAGGCGUCCACAUCUUGGGGAAUGGCACCACCGUCCACCUGUUACCCAUGUCAGCAUUUUCUCUCUAGUCAUCAAGUCAUGUUAAUUUUUCCUCGGUAUGUCUUGGCUCUAACCUGUCUCCAUCCCAUUGCCUUAGGUUAGGCCCUUCUUUCUCUCUUACUUGGACUUUGUAAAAGUCACCUCUCAACUAGUCUCCCUGAUGCUUGCCUCCCACAUCUGUCUUCUUUAGCACCAUCAUUUAGUUAUUCACUGCCCAGUGGGUAAACUCCAGACCCCUUUCCUUUCUUUCUGACUCAAUGUCUUCUAUCUCCCAAUCUGACCCCUGUUGUCAAGCACAUAGAACUAAUUGUGGAAGGAACUAUCUGGGUUCUGUAUCUUUACAGCUCCAGCUGCUUUUACCUGGAAUGUUCUGUCUUCAUCUGGCUCAUUAUCUGGCCUUCCUGGCCUGAGUUAGUCACCUUCCUGGCCUGAGUUAGCUCUGGCCGUCCCUACUUCUGUUACCCCUCUUACCAGACUAUAUUUACAGCUGGUUAUUAUUAUUAGCACACCUAUUAUUGUCACAAAACUAUAAGCUCCUGGAGGGCCGGGGACUGCCUUUUGCUGCAGGCAUUCAGGUAACACUUUUGAACAUAUGACAUUGUUGUGGAGAGGCAGUGUUGCAGAGGCUGGGCACAGGCUCUGGAGCUUGAAUGCCUGGGACUACAACCUCUUGGGCAAGUUGCUUAUCCUUUCUGAGUCUCUGUUCCUCAUCUAUAAAAUGGGAAGAAUAGUAUACCUUCCUCAAAGAGUUGCUGUGCUGAUUAAGAAAGCACUAGAACAGGGACUGGCACAAAGUUGGGACUUGGUAGUGCUAGCCACUUAUUAUAACAGAUUAUUUAAGAAUAUUUAGGAAUAGCUUAGAGUUAUUUAAGAAUAUUCGAUUAAUAAAUUAAAAGAACAGAGGGGUGCCUGGCUGGCUCAGUCAGUAGAGCAUGUGAAUCAAAAUCUCAGGGUCAUGAGUUUAAGUCCCAUGUUGAGCGUGGAGCCUACUUUAAAAAAAAAAAAAACGAAUAUCCAUCAUACUUAGCCUUUACAACAGCUGGUCUUCCAGUGUUGUAUUAAUAAAACAGAAGCCAAGCUUAAAUCAAGGGGCAGUGAUCAGAAGAGCUCGGCAAUAUUUUGUUGUCAGGGAAGGUUUGAAAGGACAGGAGCCAUGACAGACACAGGGGACCCAGUAGGAGUUUGGUCCUUUCUUCUCAAAAGCACCAUUAAUGUGACAAAGCUCCAAGGACUAUGCCUCUGUUGCACAUUGUUGGGAGAGUUUGAUGCACCUGUGGCCAAAGGUUUAUCAGGAUCACUGUGAGACAGGCAACCAUCCUGAGAGCGUCUAUAAUAGGAGCCCAAUAAACCCACCAUCACCAUAAAAAUAGAAGCAAUACCCACAGUUCUCAGGAUUUGUACACUUGGCUACCCUAAAGUCUGCCCAUUGACUCUAGAAAUUCAGUCUAAGAAGUAUUCAACAGAAGGAAAAUAGUUCCAGGUGCCAGACAGGGUUAAGCACUUGGCAUAUACUGUCUCACCAUCUUUGAGGUAGGCAUUUUCAUACUUUAUAGAUGAGAAUACAGAAUAUAAUCAAUGGCAGAGGACUGUCACUCCAGAUUGGUCAGAGCUCAUACUCCUAGUAUUACCAAGAAUUAACAAACACGCAUCAUCUGAGCACUAAUUUAAUAAACUAUGGUAGAACAUGGAAAACUCUUUGCAGCUUUAAAAAAUUAUGAAAACUGUACUAACUUGGAAAACUGUUCUUGGCACUAAAAGGUUCUAUGUUGGUAGGAUUAUGGGGAUUAAGUUUUUAAUUAUAAAUCCAUCUUUUCAAUUAAAAAAGUAUACCACAUGCUACAAAGCCCAACUUCUAAACAUAAUGCAAAACCUAAUAUUCUGUUCAAAUGUGAAACCUUAGAAUUGCCAGUACAAAGGAUUGGGGUGGGGGAAACCAGGUCAGACUGGGCCUCAUAUGCCACAACAGCAUUUCUUUCCAGAUGUCCAGCCCAGCAGUUUUUUUCUGCCAGAACACUUAGACUGCAAGAUGUUGGAGCGGGGGAGAGAAGGGACUAUAAAAGUCUGCAUAUUCUAUGCUUUUAAGCAAACUCAUUCAAGUAUUGGAACACCUGCUACUUGCUCUCAGUACUUGGGGGAGGGGUGCAUGAGUGAACAAAAACCUUUGUUCUCAGUGCCUACAUUAUGGUGGGCUGGGAGGAGAAACAGUAUUUUACAUGCAGUGGGCAGGUGGGAAUGAGCCAAGAUGGAGUCAGAAAGGUUUUUCUGAAGACUAGAGAUAUAACUGCCCGUUUAUGUAGUCAUGAAAAUACCUAUCAGCAUACUAAAGACUUUUCCUAGGUAGUCAUGGAACCUGUUCAUCUAGUCUCAAACUUUUUUUAACCACCAAUGGAACCCUUUUUUCCCCCCUUUGCAUAAUUAGGAACACUCAAGACACACUUUGGAGAUGGUGGUCUGGUUCCCCUCUCACAACCAAAACCUGGAUCUUGAUCAAAAACCCUCAGUUGCCUUUUGCUUUGUCACCCUACAGAAGGUUCCUUGCUGCUGAGCUGGUUAGUGUGAGGUAAGAGAGAUGAAGUUGAUACUACUGUGAAUGGGUAACUUAGUUUUGAAUGGGUUAAUACAGAGUUAAUCCCAUUUCAAUUCAACAAUCUUAAAAGGUUAGUAUUAGUCCAGGGACUGUUUUGAGAAUGAAGUUAAAAUUGGGUUGAAACUGCAAAUAUAACUGUGUCCCACAGGUAAAAUUGUAAAAUCUUAUCUUCUCUAAGGGGUCCCACUAAAGUAAAUAAAUGAGUUAAACACAUAUAUACACACACAAAAGCAAUGGAGCGCUAAUUACACAAGAGGCACUCAUCCUUGCUUUAUUCACGCAGUAACAUCCGACAUUGGGAACUAUGUGGGCAUAGAUACAAAAUAAGGAAGAUGGCAUCAUAAACAGUUGAGUUCAUCAGGGCAGUGGUGGCAGCUCAGCCGGUGUGUGGUUUCCCUGGGACCUAUUGAGUCGAGGAAAUACUCUCCUCCCUCCACCACUUCAUGGCCAAGAUGUUUUACAACACUUGGCCUGUACUUUAAAGGUCACAGUGAUUAAAAACAUGGGUAAGACAAUCAGGGCUGAGUGACUGCUCCUGGGGCCACUUAGGAGUCUGGCAACAAGAGCGUGAGGAACAGCGAUAUGCCCUCAUCCUCUGAAGUGUGUGCAAGACAGAUCACAGACACGUGAAGGGAUCUUUCUCCCUGUGCUGAAUGGAGAAAUAACCGUUCGGCCAAAUGCUUAGAAGGCAGAACUGGAGGCACCAAAAGCACCACACAGGCAGCAUCACCUCUUGGUUUCUCAUGGUCACACCAAAAAGCUACUGUUAAUAUACAAAAUAGAAAAACAUUUGUAGUGGGCCUUUUUCAAACCCAGAACACAAGUUAGGGAGGAAAAAGAAAAGCUUUCCCUAGGGUCAUAGGUCAGACUCAAGUUCUCUGUACAGUACAUGCCACGCUGCUUCCUCACCAAUAGAUUCCCAACUAGGGUUUUUUCUCUGUGUGCCAGUUAUCAUACUUAAAGGCUAGGUUUCUAAGAUCUUCUUAGUGGUCAAUAAGAAAGGGAAUCCUGAGGGGGAGGGUACCUUGCACCUUGUAUUCCUUCAUAUGGUAACAGCAGGAGGAUUUGGCAGUCAGGCGGUAGCAAUAAUCCUCACAUAAUGAAAAGAAUUCAAAUCUAUGAAAUCGUCCCCUGACACUGAAAACAGGCUGUCCUCCCAGAUCUCAUGCUCCAGCCACCCUCUCUCUCUUGUGUGAAGCUUUAUCUCCAGAGAAGUUGAGAAGAAAAAUGGCUGCCCAGCUGAAGCACCUACCAAUCUCCAGUUUCACAGGAUGAGACUAUAGAGCCCUCACCGGAGCCCAGGCAUAAACUGUUUUUGCUAAAUAAAUUCAUUUUAAGCACAGUUUUUAUAGAAAACUGAAGGACAAACCAAGUUGAAAGAAUCACUGUUAUAAUAACUUUAAUUUAUCUUGCAUUUUACAUAAGUCUAUGAACGAUUUUAAAAAAGCACCGCCUUACCCCAUCAUGUUUUUCUGACAGUUGUUAAAGUAGGCAAUGAGUAGGUCAACAGCUUGAGCAUCGGCAUCUUGCAAAGAUUUCAGACCAACCAGCCACAAGCCAAAAAACUUGGCAGCUUUUCUAUCUUGUAUUUAAUACAAUGAUAUAUCCACUUUGAUGGUAAACCUGUCCAGCCAAAUCUCCACAACACACUUUGAAAAUCAGUGGUGGUUAGCCAAUUAGUUAGCUUUGGCACGGAGCUGUGCUCGCUUGCCUGUGACAGCCUGAAAGCCGGUCUUGAUGCUGGCAACAGAGCAUCGAGAAUGACAAGUUUCGCACUGUAAGAAAUAGAGUCGGGUGUCCUUUUGCAGGAUUGUGUCCGGUGAUCGGCACGUGUGACAGGUAACGUAUUCCUCUGCAGAAAAAGCAACAUACAGAAUUACCUGUUGACUGCAGUGACUGACUGCAGUGAGUCAGAAGUUUCUUCUCUCAAACAUAUUCUACACAGAACAACGUAAGCCCAAAUGGUACCCAGACCAAGGAAAACUUUAGCUUAACUUAGAUAUUCUAGGGGUAAAGACACAAGGUGUUUGCUGUGAUACUUCAGGUACUAAAUCAUGGGCUGAAAGACUCCAAAUGUCCAAGGAGGUAGGGGUGCUUGCCAGAUGCCACUCCUGGAUCUGUCUACAGGAGAGCCACUCAGAACUUACUAGGUUACCUAGGUGGGAACAGACCUGCCAACUUUUAAGUCAUUAGGAAGAUGAUAAAGACAGGCCAGGCCUGAAUGCAAACAGAUUUCUCUGACUCGGCCUUCAGCCUACAACCAACCAGCAGCCUUGGUCUGCUGCACCUUAAGAAAUCCAAACCCUUCUCCCUGCUACACAGCUGCCAAGAAGUCACCUUGCUGUCCCACCUUCCCAUCAUUAUCAUUCUCCCUCAUCCCCAAAAUACUGCAGCCCGAUGAGAACGUUUCAGAGCGAGAUGAUGGAAUUAUGCACUUACUGAUAUAUCUUCUCAAAACAUUUUCUAUCUGUUUCUGUUGGAAUCUUCCUUUGAUUACAAGUUGAUUAUUACCAUCUAUAGAACCACUAUGAGAGAAAGCAAAAAUAUUUCCAUUAUUGUUUCCUGUAAGGAACCAAAGGACCUUUAUACACUUGAUGAAUUUAAAAUACAUUCAGUGGCAUAAGUUCUAGAACAGUCCGAUACCACCUGGUUUCUCAAAAUUUAUUUUUAAGUAGUUGGUGCCUGAUGACCUACCCAUAUUUCCUAACAUUAAAUCCAAUUUCAACCAACCCUCUAGUAACCUUUAAGUCUAAAACAAAUUGAUUCUGUCUGUGAUGGCUUAUUCAUCCAACAAAGAAAAACACUUUUACUGAAUGUAUACCAUGUACUAGACAGUGAGGGGGUCUAUAAAUAUAAAAAUAGGGAGUUGUAUCUAAAAAUUUUAAGCACUAAAUGUUUUGAUUCAGUCACAUAGUUGAUAAAAAUAUUCUAAGAUGGGUCGUGGUAAUGGUUGUUCAGCUAUGUCAACAUAUUAAAAACCAUUUGUACAUUGAAUGUGUGAACUGUAUAAAGUUACCAAUAAAGAAGUACAGUUGAACUCA